GAUAAAUUAAACUACCAUGAAAUUGAAAUUGAUUUGAUGUUAAUCCCUCUCAUUGAGGCAUUUUUACAAACACUUGAUAGACAAUAUUAAUAGGCAUUUUUACCACUGCUCACGACGGCUUGAUAUGAACUGUGCUACCCUCAUCACCGUCGCCCACUACCUGAAAAUAAAAGAUACAAGCUUGUUGUCAUCGUGGGUGCUACAAGCUGCAAGAAGUCCUACCUUUCCCUUGGCUUGGCCGCUGUCUACUUUGCUUACUCUCAAGUCAUCAACUCAAAAAAUCCAAGUUUAUGGAGAUCUCGAUAUCACCAGCAAUAAAUUACCUUUCCAUUAGUGACUUGGCAUCCCCACCACUUUUGAAUGUGAUCAUUGGAGCUUCUUCAAAGAGCAGAGGAAGAUGGAGAGAAUGAGCAGGGAAUUUGAAAUUCACUCAAAUUCAUAGGCCAACGACACUGAAGAGUGAAAAAGCUUGCUGCAGUGCAAUUAUGCAAAGUCAUGAAUUGAUUGCUCUCUGUUCCAGCAUGUGAUUGUGGACCAACAGCUUCAACUUCAAUUGAGACAAGACGGGAAAGAAAUGAGUGCAUGGGAAUUGAAACUCAAUGCCAAAGCAGUACUACAAUGUAUAGCUUUGUUGAACACAAGGUGCUCAGCUUUUACUUUUUCCUCUUUGGUGCCCAUCAACUAUAUGCUGUACAGAUAUUGACUAUAAAUCAAGUCCGAGUGA
Molecule: messenger RNA, 724 nt
Organism: Rubroshorea leprosula
Lineage: Eukaryota; Viridiplantae; Streptophyta; Magnoliopsida; Malvales; Dipterocarpaceae
Source: the annotation of a GenBank genome assembly